Messenger RNA from Oncorhynchus masou masou (cherry salmon), 2037 nucleotides. RefSeq names its product NK2 transcription factor related, locus 9 (Drosophila) (gene nkx2-9). The record is from RefSeq and is a predicted model, not a curated record. Gene Ontology annotation, molecular function: RNA polymerase II cis-regulatory region sequence-specific DNA binding; DNA-binding transcription factor activity, RNA polymerase II-specific. The transcript is spliced from 2 exons. Lineage: Eukaryota; Metazoa; Chordata; Actinopteri; Salmoniformes; Salmonidae. Gene Ontology annotation, cellular component: nucleus. Bases 1 to 708 code for a protein of 235 amino acids. Gene Ontology annotation, biological process: cell differentiation; regulation of transcription by RNA polymerase II.
AUGGCUGUUGCUGCAAAGUUCAGUUUUUCCGUGAGGAGCAUCCUGGAUUUGCCUGAGCAUGACGCCAAGACAGCGCAGCCUUCCCCCGGUAACUCCUGCUACAGCUCCCCUUACACCUCCUGGAUGGACAGCGACCGGAGCCCUUGUCUCUCUUCAGAUGAGGGUAGCCUGGAGAUCUCCCCAAACAAGUCAGACGAGUCUUCUCUGGACUCUGAGGCCGAGAAGAAGAAGAAGCGCCGCGUGCUCUUCUCAAAGGCCCAGACCUUCGAGCUUGAGAGGCGCUUCCGUCAGCAGCGCUAUCUGUCAGCACCAGAGCGGGAGCAGCUCGCCCAUCUCCUCAGCCUGACGCCGACGCAGAUCAAGAUCUGGUUCCAGAACCACAGGUACAAAAUGAAGAGGUCGCGAGUAGAGGGAGCGCCACAAGACAUAAACCAAUCGCCAUUGUUGCGAAGAGUAGUGGUACCCAUCCUAGUUCGGGAUGGAAAGCCUUAUCAGACCUGCUUCAUUAACACGGAGAAAGGAGGCUGUCUUAGACCGACCACGUCCCCGGGUACACCCUUCAGUUUGGGAUACCAGUCUUUCCAGCUUCCGUCGCCGUUCGGUCUACCUUCCCCAUACCAGCAUUUUGCCAGCCCGGCAGCAUCUAGACACACCUUUGCUUGGAGAGACUUUCUGAACGACUCAGUUCAAUUCAGUUAUUUUAAGUGACUGAAAACAUCAACAAGAGGACAUUGCAUAGAGGAACACUUAAAACCAAAUAUGUUUUCUGAAUUCCCUUAUUUUUCGAGGUACUUAAGUGUUAAACUCUUACUAAUAAUGUUGUAUGAGAAGUAGGCUAUUUUGCACAUAUUUUAUUUUUGGUAUUUUAUUAAAUGUAGCCUAUUGAGUGAUAUUUUCGAAUGAUUAAAGUCGUUAUUAGUUUGUUGUAAUCUGGUGGUAGGCCUAUGGACAUUAUACUCCUAGUUUAAGUUUUGUUUAUCCAAUUGGAUCAUUGUUGUGUUUACUUUGCGUAGGCUUAUUUUAUCAGUAAUUUAACAUUUCUGUAAUUUUUAUGAAUUUCGAAUCUGCACCAAGAUAUCUGUCAAAAGUACGAGGGAAUUGGGAUAUAAUUGCUUUGGAAAUUGUUUUUCACUUUUGUCUGGAAAUGUUAUAGAACUUAAUCGUUAUAUUGAUUGGUUGGCCUAAAUGUUUUGUGUCUUUAUAGAAUUACGAAUAAAUCUUGUACAUGUCUGCACAUAUUGUCCAUUUUUCAGAAGUCCUCGUGCAUCUAGACCUACAUGUAUUCCAACAAAGCUAGGCUAUUGAGUAUUGAGGGAUACACCAUUCUAUCCAACAACUUCUGACACUAUUUCGGACUAUAGCGAAGAGUCUAUGACAUUGCAUCCUACCAGUGCUUGUUAUUUAUAUUUCUAUUAGAGGGAAGAGAAAGGCUUAGCUUAGAGGAACCUAUGGAAAUAAGAAACGAACAGCAAGAAAUGUUAGCUUUUAUCAUGUAAACGGUUCAGAACCCUAAAGCUGAGCAAACACCAUCGCACUCUAAAGAGUGGAUUUCACUGAGCAUAACAAAAACCGGGUAAACAUUCGACCAUACAGCUCGUCUCCCUCUCGUUCAAAAGGGCUCUCUCUUCGUGUGCUUCAAACGUGCAGGCAACGUAAAGCAUUAAUUUAACCCAUACAUAACUCUGCAAACUUCUUUGUAAAUGAUUUUUUAAUAACCGUUAUUGCAGUUUUAUCUGUAAUUAGCGAGAAAAUAAUGGACGAUGAAACCAAAGUAGCCUUAGUCCUGGGUUGCAUAGCGAUGGGCCUAUUUAAAUAAAAAAAUAAUAUUGCCAUUAAUAGUAGAAACUAUUUAUAGUGUAUGCCAUUUCAGUGUGUUGCGCUCUCCUUUCAUCAUUGGUUAUUGGGAGAUUAGCUUGUAGACAGAACAAUAUUAUAUUUGUAUCGUCCCUUUAAAUUGUCGAAUCAUUUGGAUUUAUGCGGGUUGGAUCCACACUUUUAUUUCUCUAUAAAAAUUAUUAUCUUAUGAGGGGAAAUGCU